AUGGCCUUUUCACAAUGUGUGGGCCCACAGGACAUCAAAGGCCAGUGUUGGACAGACGAGGAGUCGGACGGAGAGAAUGAGUCGGAACAGUUCCUGUAUGGCAUUCAGGGGAGCUGUGCUGCUGACCUGUACCGUCACCCUCAACUGGAUGCAGACAUUGAGGCAGUGAAAGACAUCUACACUGACAGUGCUGUCUCUGUUAGGGAGUAUGGAACCAUUGAUGACGUCGACAUUGAUCUUCACAUUAACAUCGGUUUCUUAGAUGAGGAAGUUGCGACAGCUUGGAAAGUUAUCAGAACUGAGCCCAUUAUUCUGAGACUGCGCUUUUCUCUUUCUCAGUACCUCGAUGGACCUGAGCCAUCAGUAGAAGUGUUCCAGCCCUCCAAUAAAGAAGGCUUCAGCCUGGGCCUGCAGCUCAAAAAGAUCCUGAGCACAUUCACCUCACAGCAGUGGAAGCACCUCAGUAAUGAGUUCCUCAAGGCCCAGCAGGAGAAGAGGCACAGCUGGUUCAAAGCCGGAGGAACCAUCAAGAAGUUCCGUGCCGGGCUCAGCAUCUUCUCCCCUAUACCCAAGUCUCCAAGUUUUCCUCUGAUCCAAGACACAGUUUUAAAAGGGAAGCUGAGCGUCCCCGAGCUGAGAGUGACCCGCCUGAUGAACCGCUCUAUCUCAUGUACCAUGAAGAAUCCUAAAGGGGAGCUGUUUAGCUAUCCCCCAAACAGCCAGACUGUGGCUGUCCCAGCGGCCAGGGCCCCAGCGCAGAUUACCACGAGGCAGCUGAUUGAAUUGUUUUUCUCAUCCCAGGCGGGCGGCCACUGCAAGAACAUCCCUACCUUGGAGUAUGGCUUCUUAGUGCAGAUAAUGAAGUACUCAGAGCAGAGGAUCCCCACGCUCAACGAGUACUGCGUGGUCUGUGACGAACAGCACGUCUUUCAGAAUGGAUCCAUGCUGAAGCCCGCUGUGUGUACCAGGGAGCUGUGUGUGUUCUCCUUUUACACUCUGGGUGUGAUGUCCGGAGCUGCAGAGGAAGUGGCCACCGGAGCAGAGGUGGUUGACCUACUUGUGGCUAUGUGUCGAGCUGCUCUCGAGUCUCCCCGUAAGAGCAUCAUCUUUGAGCCCUACCCAUCAGUAGUUGACCCCAAUGACCCCAAGACUCUGGCAUUCAACCCAAAGAAGAAGAAUUAUGAGAGACUGCAGAAAGCACUGGAUAGCGUCAUGUCCAUCCGGGAAAUGACCCAGGGCUCAUAUCUGGAGAUCAAGAAGCAGAUGGACAAACUGGACCCUUUGGCCCAUCCCCUGUUACAGUGGAUCAUUUCCAGUAACAGGUCUCAUAUCGUCAAGCUGCCUCUCAGUAGGCAACUGAAAUUCAUGCACACCUCCCACCAGUUCCUGCUGCUCAGCAGUCCCCCGGCCAAGGAGGCUCGUUUUCGCACUGCCAAGAAGCUGUACGGCAGCACCUUCGCCUUCCAUGGUUCCCAUAUAGAGAACUGGCACUCUGUUCUGAGAAAUGGACUAGUCAAUGCCUCUUAUACCAAACUGCAGCUGCAUGGGGCAGCAUAUGGAAAGGGCAUCUAUCUGAGCCCCAUCUCCAGCAUAUCUUUUGGAUACUCAGGAAUGGGGAAAGGACAGCACCGCAUGCCCACCAAAGAUGAACUGGUGCAGCGUUACAACCGCAUGAACACCAUACCACAGAGCCGUCCAAUACAGUCAAGGUUUCUUCAGAGUAGAAAUCUGAACUGCAUCGCUCUGUGUGAAGUUAUCACAUCUAAGGAUCUGCAGAAACAUGGUAACAUCUGGGUGUGUCCUGUAUCCGACCAUGUCUGUACUCGCUUCUUUUUUGUGUAUGAAGAUGGCCAAGUAGGAGAUGCCAACAUUAACACCCAGGAGCCUAAGGUUCAGAAGGAGAUCAUGCGUGUGAUUGGGACCCAGAUCUACUCCAGCUAA
Toxotes jaculatrix (banded archerfish) is the source of this 1941-nucleotide messenger RNA. Its product is annotated as protein mono-ADP-ribosyltransferase PARP6. The transcript has 21 exons. Gene Ontology annotation, biological process: endoplasmic reticulum unfolded protein response. NCBI's taxonomy places the organism in Eukaryota, Metazoa, Chordata, Actinopteri, Toxotidae. Gene Ontology annotation, cellular component: endoplasmic reticulum tubular network; nuclear envelope; intracellular anatomical structure. Gene Ontology annotation, molecular function: protein serine/threonine kinase activator activity; NAD+ poly-ADP-ribosyltransferase activity; kinase binding. Bases 1 to 1941 code for a protein of 646 amino acids. The record is from RefSeq and is a predicted model, not a curated record.